Messenger RNA from Gastrolobium bilobum, 2328 nucleotides. RefSeq lists its product as uncharacterized. The coding region runs from base 1 to 2328 and encodes 775 amino acids. The record is from RefSeq and is a predicted model, not a curated record. The transcript has 5 exons. NCBI's taxonomy places the organism in Eukaryota, Viridiplantae, Streptophyta, Magnoliopsida, Fabales, Fabaceae.
AUGGGUGAUAGAACACUUAAGCAAUUGGCUACUCCUAAUGUUGAUAAUGAGCAGCCCUUGUGUAUUCGUUAUACUAAUCCUGUUGUACCUUUUGAGCUUAAGUCUGGACUAAUACACUUGCUGCCCAAGUUUCAUGGUCUUGCAGGUGAGAAUCCCCACAAACAUCUGAAGGAAUUUCAUAUAGUCUGCAGCACUAAGAAGCCAACAGGGGUGGAUGAGGAACAAAUCAAGCUGCGUGCUUUCCCUUUCUCUUUGGACAGUGGAGCUAAGGACUGGUUGUACUACCUGCCACCUUCCUCCAUUGUAAGCUGGAAUGACAUGGCCAAAUUGUUUCUGGAGAAAUUCUUCCCUUCAUCCAGGGCCACUUCAAUCAGAAAGGAGAUCAGUGGCAUAAGGCAAGCUAAUGGGGAGAACAUGCAUGAGUAUUGGGAGCGAUUUAAAAGGCUUUGUUCAAGCUGCCCACACCAUCAAAUUCCAGACAAUCUCCUGCUUGUUUACUUCUAUGAAGGGCUGCUGCCUAUGGAUAGGAACCUUCUGGAUGCAGCUAGUGGAGGAGUCCUGAGCAAUAAAACACCUAAUGAGGCCAAGGAGCUGAUUGCUGAGAUAGUUGCUAAUGCUCAACAAUUUGGCACUAGAGCAAGCGGCAGUGCAGUGUUCCAAGUGCAAACUUCUCCAAUGCAAAAUCCAAUAGUGGCAGCAGCAGGAGCAUCAAGCACAGAUAACCAGAGAAUAGAGAACAGGCUUGAUGAGUUGACAUCAAUGGUGAGGCAGUUGGCAGUGACACAGACAGUGCAACCUUCUGCUCAACAGACAAACAACCUGUGUGGCAUCUGCUGUGAUCCUUCUCAUCCCACGGAUGCUUGUCCUUCCUUACAUGACAGCGGUUCCCAAGUUGACCAGUCUGUUGCUGCAGUUUUUCCUGAAAAUCCACAGCACCAGCACCAGCAGCAAAAUAAUCCAUUCUCCAACACUUACAAUCCUGGCUGGAAGAAUCAUCCCAACCUCAUAUGGAACCAGAAUCAGCAAAAUGUUCCAUAUCAGAGUCAACAAAAUUUACCAUUCCAGCAGAGGCAGCAAUUUGUGCCUCCACAACAGAGGCAAAAUUUUCAACAAUUUGCCCCUCAGCAGCCAAUGCAGCAGCAGCCACCAGUGCAACAGCAAAAUCAACAAGCAAGUGGUAGCUCUCUUCCAUCACAGACAGUUCCAAAUCCAAAGGGAACCGACAAUGUUAGUGCCAUCUCUCUGCGGUCUGGCAAGCAACUGGAGGAACCAAACCAAUCUGCUGUUAAGUCAUCUCAAGGAGGUGACACUGGUUCAAGGAAGCAAAAUACUGAUACUUCUGAUGUCCACAUCCCGUUACCUUUUCCUCAAAGAGCCACUCAGUCUAAAAAGCAAGCAGCAAAAGCUCAAGAUAAAGAGAUUCUUGACACCUUCAGAAAAGUAGAGGUCAAUAUCCCACUCUUGGAUGCGAUUCAGCAAAUUCCAAGAUAUGCUAAGUUUCUGAAGGAGCUAUGCACCAACAAGAGGAGGCUGAAAGGAGAUGAACGAGUCAGCUCUCUUGGUCUUGGUCCCUUGCGUGCUACUGGUAUUGUUGUUCAGUUAGCCAACAGGAGUAGUGUUCAUCCUUCUGGUGUAGUUGAAGAUAUAUUAGUUAGGGUGAACAAUAUGAUUUUUCCUGCUGAUUUCUAUGUCUUAGGGAUGGAGGGUGAGAUUCCUAGUAGUACAAUUAUACUUGGUAGACCUUUCAUGAAAACUGCUAGGACUAAGAUAGAUGUGCAUGCUGAAUUAUCAUCAUUACUUGAUUCUGCUCUGUCAUGUGAUUGUACCGAUAGUAGUAACUGUACUGCUUGUGCUGAGAUAGCUUUGUGUUGUUCUGAUUUUAAUCAUGUAUUGAAUGAUGAUUUGCACAGUGGUUCUGCAUUGGUGUUGAAUUCUGAGUUGCCUGUUGAAAUUAUUGAAGGUUCUAUUUCUGAGAAUUUGAUUGCAGGCAUAGAUGUUAAUGUGUUUUCUGCAGAACCUGCACCCACUAGACUUCUCCCAUCCACUGAGCAACCACUUAAGUUGGAAGUGAAGGAUCUACCUGACCAUCUGAAGUAUGCAUAUCUGGAGGAAAAUGAGCAGUUACCUGUGAUAGUGGCCAAGACCCUUCUACCUGAGUGGGAGGAAAAGCUUCUGACAUUGCCGAUACAGGCCGACAUCAUUUAUCCCAUUUCAGAUAGCUGGUGGGUCAACCCGUUUCAAGUGGUUCCCAAGAAGUCUGGAGUGACUGUAAUGGCAAAUCCGAAAAAUGAACUGGUUCCAGCAAGAGCUCAGAACACUAACAGAUAG